GGAUGGGUCAGCUGGAGGCGGGCGGGGCCGAGGAGCUGGAGUGCGGCAUCUGCUGCCAGCCUUACGACUGCUGCGGGCGCGCGCCGCGCCGGCUCGGGAACGCGCGCGGCUCCUGGAAGCCCUCGCAGUGCCGCCACGUGCUCUGCAGCGCGUGCGCGUGCCGGCUGGCGCGCGAGGGCGGCUGGGACGAGGUCACGUGCCCCUACUGCCGCACCGUCACGCCCCUCCGCGAGCGGGGCAACUUCCUGGCGGCCGGCGUGAGGCGGAGCAGCGGCUACGGGCGACGCCGCCUCGUCCUGCCGCCCAUCGACACCGAGCUCUGGCAGCGCGUCGUCCUGGCCGAGCGCGAACGGCAGGAGGCGGCCUGGCUGGCGGGCGAAGCUCCCGGCGAGGAGGACGACGGCGAGGCCGAGGACGAGGCCGGGCAAUGGCGGCUCUGGAGGGCCCUCAAGAGGAUCCUGAAGGGAGGCGCCGGCCGCACUGCGCAUGCGCCCAGGAGAAGCCGCUCCGUCCCCGCGCGGCGCAGCCAGCCAAUCAACCCCGAUGUGUCUGAUAUGAAGGACUUGACGGUCAUGUCCUGUUAUGUCAUCUGAGGACUAGAUGGUCCCAAUGCAAUUCCUGAUCUUCUGCAACCGAAGAACAGAGCUAACUGAUAACCUGUGAGCUUUGACACAGCCAACAUUUUGUGAUGAGCUCUGAGUUGAAUGCCGGUUCCUCGCAGUGUGCAGGUUGGUCGUCUGGUCAGCAUCCAGCAGAGGUUUUUUGUCUACUUUAAAAAUUAAUCCUCAUUCGCCGAAUGGAGGCUGGUGGACUUCCGUGACUCAGGAAUUAUGGACUGUGAUGUGGGCUGCUGCUUUUUCCGUGAUGUGGAAUGGCCCAGAAGAAAGAGAAGGUGGUAGGAAGAGAGGAACAGACUUGACAGAACACAUUAGGUCCCGUGGGAACUGGCAUCCCUGCUGUGCUAAAUCAGAAACAUUGCAACUGUUCUUGCCUUCUAAUAUGUCGGACGUUCUGAAGCAGCAGACUUUCCCCACAAUGUAUUCUGCAUCUCUAAAACACCCUGCCACACUGGCAGAUUUCAAGAGACAGAUGUGGAUUGGGACCAUAUGGCUAUGACACGGCUCAUAAGAACAACUCAAAGGCAUUUUGUAUUUCUACUGUGAACUCACCAUUUUUAUGAAAUGUGGGUGUUUGGAGGAGCUGGAAACAGGCCUCAUUGCAGUCUAUGAUAUUUGGCUUUUGCCUUUUUUUGCCUUCCAAAUGAAAAAAACUUGUUUUAUGUUCAGCAUCCUUUUUUCAUCCUUGUGGGGUUAAAAAACAGCCCUGUGUUCAUCAUUAUUAUACCUACAGUUAGCACGACAUUCAAGACAGGCCUCUGCUCCGAUGAGCUUAUACUUGAAAACAUGUUCUAAUGGAGAAAGGGAAAGGAGAGGAGCUACUUUCCACAAAAAGCCUUUAUGGAGAGAGGCUUGAAGGCAGUUGAGGGGGUGACAGGAGGUAGUUCUGGGCAUGAGGGGCAGAGUCGUUGGAGGGAGCAGAGUACUGUCCCAAGGCUGAAGGUGAAAGGCCCCAGGUGGGCACGUAUUUGAAGGUGGGCACACAAGUAACAAAGCCAUGGGGGGUUUUGUGCUGGAUCUGAGCAUGGGAGGAUUGAAGAAAAGCGGUGAAUAAUUGGUAGCCUUAUGCUGGAUAGAAGGGCAGCCAGAGAACAGUUUUUGUUGAGAGGUUCUGUUUUUGCAGUGCUGUGAAGGAAGCAGCAGCAUAACUGGAGAAUGGGGGAGAAAUCAGAGAACAGUUGGAAAGAAGACAAAGGGGGGGGGGUGGAAGGAGAUGCUGAUGAUGAAGGGAAGAAUAGCAAAGUUCAGGCUUGGACACAUUGCGUUUAAGAGAUUCUAGAGGAAACCUCAACAAGGCAACUGGAAAUGUGGGCAGGAGGCAAUCCAGGGCAGAGAGGUAUAUCUGGCCGACAUUAGCAUGUUUGUGGUUUAGAAAACCUUUAGUGGCUUCUUUGGCACAUCCUGCUAACAGUGGACUGGGCCAUUUUGGUCAAAGCACCCAAUUUAUUGAGGGGUGAAAGGCUAAGCCAGGGAUCCGCAGUAAAAUACUAGUUUGGCCAGAAGUCAGGUGACCAAGGUUUUUUGCUAGCCAGGAAAAAAGCCAGCUCUGAAAUCCAAUCCCCAAUGCCUGCACUGGCUUUGUCCAUACUUUUCCCUACCAAGUGCCGCAUUCAUUAUAAGCUACAGGGUGGAUUCUGUUAUGGAAAUAAUCAUUUGGAAUAAAAUGUGUACAGAGAAGACCCUGUUUCCUGGGAGCAGUAUUGUUUCAUGGAAGGUUGUUACAAAUGCUCUUAUUUUUUAAAGAAGCAUUUCUGUGAAAUGUGUUCUUUAUUUGAUAUUUAUUGUUUUAGGCAUUUUCCAAUUAAUAUUUUGUCAGUUGUAACUUAUUUAAUUUAAAUUAAAACCUUUGAAAUGUU
Heteronotia binoei (common prickly gecko) is the source of this 2473-nucleotide messenger RNA. It is a transcript of the gene RNF227, whose product is annotated as ring finger protein 227. Lineage: Eukaryota; Metazoa; Chordata; Lepidosauria; Squamata; Gekkonidae. Gene Ontology annotation, molecular function: ubiquitin protein ligase activity. The transcript is spliced from 2 exons. The record is from RefSeq and is a predicted model, not a curated record. Gene Ontology annotation, biological process: protein ubiquitination. Bases 3 to 593 code for a protein of 196 amino acids.